AUGGAAAGCGAGGACACAAAUCCAGCCAAGCUUGGCUUAGGCACAUGCCAGCGCCACCCCGUUCCCGUGAAAGGAACCCACCCUUCACGGGCCCGGGGGCCGAGUCCGCGCUCGGUGGAGACAGAGGCCAGAGCCAGGGAGAGAACCCAGGAGUCCUGGCUCCCAGCCCCUGCUCUCAGCCCUUCUCUCUCUCCCCCCACAGGCAGUGUGUGCCGGCUGCUGGUGGCGCUACUGAGUUUGUGCGAGGGGCUGCAGGGGCUCCCUGCGCCCCGCCUGAAGCCCUCAGACCCCCGGGCCGACUUCGACUCCAUCAUCAGCCUGGCCAAGAACCUGCUGAGUGACACCAAACACGUGUUCCAUCACUUCAAAUCCCGGUACCCGGCCGAGGGGGAGCACAAGAUGGACACGCUGCCCGUGCUAUCCAUGAGCGCUGUGGAGCUGGCCAACAUCCAGGUGCCCGGGGGCCUGGCACGGCUCAGCGCGGACCUGCAGAACUACCAGAAGCACCUGGAGUGGCUGCGCCGGGCGGGGUCGGUGCUGCGGCCCCUGGAGCCGGACUUGGGAGCCCUGCACGCCCGGCUGGAGCGCCUGGUCAAGCGCCUGGAACACCUGAUGUCCAGGCUGAACCUGCCCCGGCCCAGCGACCCGCUGCCCGUGCUGCCCUCGCACGGCACCCACUGGGCAGUGGUGCAGGCCGGCCACGCCCUCUUCCACAGCCUGCACCUCUACCUGGACUGGGCCGCCCGCGCCCUGGUUCUGAUCCGUAACAAGCUGUGACGACCGGUGCGGUGGGGGGCCCUGCCCCGGGGACACCUGGGGUCCUCCAUCCAGCAUUCCAGGGCACAGGGACCCUGCCCCCAGCCGUGGCUCCCCAGGGACCCCUACACCAACAGGGGGUGCAGGGACCCUGACCCCACCCAUGGCACCCCCAGGGCCCUCCCACACCAACAGGGGGUGCAGGGACCCUGACCCCACCCAUGGCACCCCCAGGGCCCUCCCACACCAACAGGGGGUGCUUGGUGGCUAGCCCACGUCCCCCGAUGUAGCAACCUCUUAUUUAUCAACGCGCUAUUUAUUUAUUUAUUUACGGUAGGAGAUGGGGGGAGGGGGGCUUGUUAGCAUUUUUCUUUUUUUGUAUUCAUUUCUUGUAACGAUUCCCCCCCUCCCCAAACCCGAGGGGCGGGGGUACGAAGGCCCUUGGAGCGAGGGAAUGGAGAAGCGGAGCUAGAGGAGGAGAGUCUCACGCCCCCUCCCCCUGCAUUUCACUCCUACCCCUCCUGCACUUGGGGUGUCCCAGCCCCCUCCUGUGGGACCAUCCUCUGUCCGCUUCCCCCCCUUUCCAUCACGCCAACCGCCUCCUUCUUCCCCCUUCUGUCAUUCCUUCUUUCUCAUUCUCUCUUUCGCUUCUCCUUUCGUUCCUUCCUUUCGCGCUUUUGUUCCUUCUUUCUUCUUCCAGUCUCUUUUGUUCUUUCUUCUCUCUACUCUCUGAUUUUCCCAUCCUUUCCCCCUUUCUUUCUUCAUCCCCUUCUUUCAUCCUCCUUUCUCCUCUCCGUCCUAGGCCUUCCAGUUGCUCUCCUCCUAGGGCAGCAGUGACCCCUAAUGGCCGCGCUCUGAACUGCACCCCCCCCC
Messenger RNA from Malaclemys terrapin pileata, 1629 nucleotides. It is a transcript of the gene IL11, whose product is annotated as interleukin 11. NCBI's taxonomy places the organism in Eukaryota, Metazoa, Chordata, Testudines, Emydidae. The coding region runs from base 1 to 777 and encodes 258 amino acids. Gene Ontology annotation, biological process: positive regulation of cell population proliferation; positive regulation of MAPK cascade. The record is from RefSeq and is a predicted model, not a curated record. The transcript has 6 exons. Gene Ontology annotation, molecular function: cytokine activity; growth factor activity. Gene Ontology annotation, cellular component: cytoplasm.